AUGUCUAUGGACAAGAGUUGGAUUAAUAAACACAGGCUUAGUGUUGAAUAUUUGAAUGGAAUAAACAAAUUUAUUGAAUUUGCAUUCCAAAAUUCAAGUGAUAGUGCUGGAAGGGUUUUAUGUCCUUGUGUUAAUUGCAUGAAUGCAUUUUGGGUUGAUCGUCAAGCCAUUGAAGACCAUUUAAUAUGUAAUGGUUUCAAUCCUCGCUAUACACACUGGGAUUGCCAUGGUGAUGUUAUGGCAGCAUGUCCAACCCCAUCUAAUGUUGUUGAUAUACCUGCUCUUGUUACGGAUCAUGAUGGCAUUGGAAAUUUUGUUCAUGAAACACUUGGUAUGCAUAAUCAAAAUGACAAUAUCAUUGAUGACAGUGAGUAUCAAAACCAGGGAAGGGAAAGGGGCAAUACAAGUAGGAAUUCAUUGAAUGAAAAGUUUCAUAAUCUGAUGAGUGAUGCAUAUAAGGAAGUUUAUCCUGGCUGCGAAAAGUAUAGUAAAUUGUCAUUUAUCCUUUAUUUCUAUCAUAUAAAGACUCUUUGUGGAAUGACUAAUAAGGCAGUGACCAUGAUGCUUGAGUUCCUUCAAGACUUACUGCCUAAGGGUUCAAGUAUUCCUCGUAACGCUUAUGAGAUGUUACAGGUUGUCAAAAAAUUAGGAGUUCGCUAUGAGAAGAUUGAUGCUUGUCGUAACCAUUGUAUGUUGUUUUGGAAGGCAGACUUAGACAAAGAUUUUUGUACUAUAUGUGGCACUUCCAGAUGGAAAACAAAUGAGUCAGAUUCUUUGGGACAAGGUGCAUCAACAUCUAGGCAUGCAAAACAUAAGAGAAAAAUAGCUGCGAAAAUUUUACGUUGGUUUCCUUUAAAGGAAAGGCUUCAAAAAUUGUAUAUGUCUUCAAAGACGGCUCAAUCAAUGAGAUGGCACAAGGAUGAGCGUAAGAAUGAUGGUAUUCUGCGUCAUCCAGCAGAUUCUGAAGUGUGGACUGAAUUUGAUAAAAAAUAUCCUGACUUUGCAGUUGAUCCACGCAAUAUUAGACUUGGGUUAGCCGCUGAUGGUUUUAAUCCUUUCGGAAAUAUGAGUGUAAGCUAUAGUAUGUGGCCCGUGAUUCUUAUGCCGUAUAACUUACCUCCUUGGAUGUGCAUGAAACAAACUUCUUUCUUUUUAUCCUUGCUUAUUCCUGGAAAAGAUCAACCAGGGAAUAAGAUCGACGUGUAUUUGCAACCUUUGAUUGAUGAAUUAAAAGAAUUGUGGGAGGAUGGAGUGGAAACAUAUGAUAGCUACUCUAAAGAAACUUUUAUGUUACGUGCUUCGCUCUUAUGGACCAUUAAUGAUUUUCCUGCUUAUGCAAACUUGUCUGGUUGGAGUACUAAAGGGGAGUUUGCUUGUCCAACUUGCAAUUAUGAGACUUCAUCAAAGUGGUUGAAUCAUAGUCAGAAAUGGUGCUAUUUAGGACAUCGUCGAUGGUUAGAUAACAGUCAUAAAUUUCGAUAUGAUACCACAACAUUUGAUGGAAAUUGUGAGUUUAGGUCCUCCUCUCCAUUGUUGAGUGGUAAUGAUAUAAUAAACCAAAUUGGAGAUGUGAAUGUCAUUUCAGGGAAGAAGAGGAGAAAGGCAGAAACAAGUAAUAGGAAUCAAUGGAAGAAACAUAGUAUCUUCUUCUCAUUACCUUAUUGGAAGGAUAUUAUGGUGCGUCAUAAUCUAGAUGUAAUGCACAUCGAGAAAAAUGUAUGUGACAACAUUAUUGGGACAUUACUGAACAUUGAUGGGAAGUCUAAGGAUCAUUUGAAGGCUCGCAUGGAUCUUAAACAAAUGGGGAUAAGAUUGGAGCUUCAUCCACAAAAUCAAGAAUCUGGCAGAAUGUUCUUGCCACCAGCUUGCUAUUCUAUGUCAAAAAAAGAGAAGGAAGCAUUUUGUACUGUGUUGAAGAAUGUGAAAGUUCCGGAUGGAUAUGUAUCUAAUAUUUCACGUUGUGUGGAUCUUAAGCAACAUAAGCUAAUGGGAUUGAAGAGUCAUGAUGGUCAUAUACUUAUGCAAGAACUUCUUGCUAUAGCAUUGCGAGGUGACAAUAUGCUCAAAGGUGUUGAAUAUUGUGGAGCUUGA
Messenger RNA from Tripterygium wilfordii, 2091 nucleotides. RefSeq lists its product as uncharacterized. The coding region runs from base 1 to 2091 and encodes 696 amino acids. NCBI's taxonomy places the organism in Eukaryota, Viridiplantae, Streptophyta, Magnoliopsida, Celastrales, Celastraceae. The transcript is spliced from 2 exons. The record is from RefSeq and is a predicted model, not a curated record.